Kogia breviceps (pygmy sperm whale) is the source of this 1005-nucleotide messenger RNA. It is a transcript of the gene PHB2, whose product is annotated as prohibitin 2. The record is from RefSeq and is a predicted model, not a curated record. Gene Ontology annotation, cellular component: mitochondrion; membrane. Gene Ontology annotation, biological process: mitochondrion organization. NCBI's taxonomy places the organism in Eukaryota, Metazoa, Chordata, Mammalia, Artiodactyla, Physeteridae.
UUCCGGUGCCCUUUCUCCCGCGAGCACCUGGGGCCCGGACCCUCGUGUGGAGGUUGCGAUCCGUAAACUGGAGAGCUGUAGAGGCGGGCCGGCACCCCCUUCGGACCACUGGUGCCGCCGGCCUCAGGACCGAACAUGGCCCAGAACUUGAAGGACUUAGCGGGACGGCUGCCCUCCGGGCCCCGGGGCAUGGGCACGGCGCUGAAGCUGCUGCUGGGGGCCGGCGCCGUGGCGUACGGCGUCCGCGAGUCGGUGUUCACCGUGGAAGGAGGGCACAGAGCCAUUUUCUUUAAUCGGAUCGGAGGCGUGCAGCAGGACACCAUUCUGGCCGAGGGCCUUCACUUCAGGAUCCCCUGGUUCCAGUACCCCAUCAUCUAUGACAUUCGCGCCAGACCCCGAAAAAUUUCCUCCCCCACAGGCUCCAAAGACCUGCAGAUGGUGAACAUCUCCCUACGGGUGCUGUCCAGACCCAACGCCACGGAGCUGCCCAGCAUGUACCAGCGCCUGGGGCUGGACUACGAGGAGCGCGUGCUGCCGUCCAUCGUCAACGAGGUGCUCAAGAGCGUGGUGGCGAAGUUCAACGCCUCCCAGCUGAUCACCCAGCGGGCCCAGGUGUCCUUGUUGAUCCGACGGGAGCUGACAGAGAGGGCCAAGGACUUCAGCCUCAUACUGGAUGAUGUAGCCAUCACUGAGCUGAGCUUUAGCCGAGAAUACACGGCUGCUGUAGAAGCUAAACAAGUGGCCCAGCAAGAGGCCCAGCGGGCCCAGUUCUUGGUGGAGAAAGCGAAGCAGGAACAGCGGCAGAAGAUCGUGCAGGCCGAGGGUGAGGCUGAGGCUGCCAAGAUGCUGGGAGAAGCUCUGGGCAAGAACCCAGGCUACAUCAAGCUGCGCAAGAUUCGGGCAGCCCAGAACAUCUCCAAGACGAUCGCCACGUCGCAGAAUCGCAUCUAUCUCACCGCUGACAACCUUGUGCUGAACCUACAGGAUGAAAGUUUCACCCGGUGA